Thalassophryne amazonica is the source of this 1174-nucleotide messenger RNA. Its product is annotated as ADP-ribosylation factor GTPase-activating protein 1-like. Gene Ontology annotation, molecular function: GTPase activator activity. The record is from RefSeq and is a predicted model, not a curated record. Gene Ontology annotation, biological process: regulation of ARF protein signal transduction; regulation of endocytosis. The transcript has 10 exons. Gene Ontology annotation, cellular component: Golgi membrane. Lineage: Eukaryota; Metazoa; Chordata; Actinopteri; Batrachoidiformes; Batrachoididae. The coding region runs from base 224 to 1156 and encodes 310 amino acids.
CCCAUCAUGCAUUGCACUGCCAACGUAUGCAAACAGGAACAUGGCUACCGGUGUUUAGCACCAGUUUUCAGGUUUUCUGUGAUAUUUUUUGUGACGCGGUGUCCGUUGCCCUGUGUGGUUGAAGAAAAGCCUUCACGGCAUUUAUUCUCGCAGCGCCCGUAGACCCUCUAAAAAGCUUCGGUGUUCACGGAGGACCUAGCCCGGUAACAGUCUGGUUAAAAAAAUGGCAAGUCCCAGGACACGAAGAGUGCUGAAGGAAGUGAGAACACAGGAUGAAAAUAAUCUUUGUUUUGAGUGUGGGGCUUUCAACCCUCAGUGGGUCAGUGUAACCUAUGGGAUCUGGAUUUGUCUUGAGUGCUCUGGCAAGCACAGGGGCCUGGGAGUACAUCUCAGUUUUGUGCGCUCUGUCUCCAUGGACAAAUGGAAAGAUGUUGAGCUUGAGAAGAUGAAAGCAGGAGGAAAUGGAAAAUUCCGUCUGUUUCUAGAACUUCAAGAGGAUUAUGAUCCCAGUUGGACCCUACAGGAGAAAUACAACAGCAAAGCUGCUGCACUUUUUAGGGACAAGGUUGCCACUUUAGCAGAGGGAAAAGAAUGGUCACUGGAGACAUCUCCUGCUAGAAAUUGGACAUCACCUCAACCUAAGGCCAGCCUUUCAUCUUCUCAUCGUAGCUCUGGGGGACCUGGACAGAACACUGCAAAAUCGAGCGACAAGGCCUUCGAAGACUGGUUGAGUGAUGAUGUGAACUCUUAUCAGAGUGGAAGUGGCUAUAGUGGGAAUCAAGACAAUCGGUAUGUUGGCUUUGGUAACACUGUGACCCCAGAGAAGAAAGAGGAUGACUUCCUGAACAAUGCUAUGUCUUCUAUUUAUUCAGGCUGGAGCAGUUUCACUGUUGGAGCUAGCAAGUUUGCAUCUAUUGCUAAAGAUAAUACAGCUAAACUGGCAAAUCAAGCAACCCUAAAGGCCACAGAGUUAGGACAGACAUUAAAUGAGAAUGUUAUCAAACCUACCCAAGAAAAGGUAACAUUGAUGUUUGAAGUUGUUGGUUUGGUGGUGGGAUACAGUGCUUUAGGGGGUCAAUCAGCUUCAGAUGUGAAUGUGCUAUUUUCUUCACCGCUGCUUGUACCAGAUUAUCUACUUUAUGCUAGCCCACACUGAACGACAAAAGCUGUGGGU